Dalotia coriaria is the source of this 4226-nucleotide messenger RNA. RefSeq names its product serine/threonine-protein kinase PAK 3-like protein (gene Pak). NCBI's taxonomy places the organism in Eukaryota, Metazoa, Arthropoda, Insecta, Coleoptera, Staphylinidae. Gene Ontology annotation, molecular function: protein serine/threonine kinase activity; ATP binding. Gene Ontology annotation, cellular component: cytoplasm. The coding region runs from base 354 to 2102 and encodes 582 amino acids. Gene Ontology annotation, biological process: regulation of MAPK cascade; intracellular signal transduction; protein phosphorylation. The transcript is spliced from 9 exons. The record is from RefSeq and is a predicted model, not a curated record.
AGCGCUGAGUUCGGUCACACUGUGCGACAGCAGCUCCAUUUACCACGCGUGUGCAGCAGUGUGCACCAGUGUCGCUCGAUGUUGCUGGUGUUGGUGCAUGUUAGUGUUUUUCGGUAAUAAUGGAGGCCCAUCGCUCCUGAACCCUCACGUAAAGUCUGACUAAUCACUGAAAACUCAGGUGAUCAAGCACCGAUCGCGGACGAACGAUUACGGCAAGCGCAUCAAUGCGGCGGUAGCUCUACGCGAACGCUUCGGCACGCACCGACCUACACACGCAAAAGUCCAGCCCUCAAACAACAUCUCAUACAACAGUACAUUCAGUGCCUGCUUAAUACCUUAUAGCGCAGAUCAGCAUGUCCUCCGACGACGAGAAACCGCCAGCGCCUCCGGUGCGACUAACCUCCAACAGAGGCACAGACUUGACCAACUCAAGUUUGGCUCUUGAUAGACCCUUGCCCAAGGAGCCGGAGGAUGCCGACCGCAAGAAGAAGAACAUCAAGUUUAAGACAAAAAGCCAUAAGUCGUCAACGCUUAGUAUGGACAACAAGCCCAACAUUUCAUAUCCUACCAAUUUUGAGCACACUGUGCAUGUGGGCUUUGAUCCAGCUUCAGGAGAGUUCACUCUGCCACUGAAAGGAAUGCCUGAAGCUUGGAGCAAAUGGUUGAUGAAUUCAAACAUCACCAAGCAGGAGCAGAAGAGCAAUCCACAAGCUGUCCUCGAUGUUUUAAAUUGGUACGAGUCGAGCGGGAAGCAAGAACAGAAUACAAAAUAUAUGACAAACACGACAAAUACGACGCAUUCGGGUUCUUCCAUAAGUAGAGUAUCAAGUUCAAGUCCAAGUAGCACGACACCAACCGAUGUGGAGGGCACUCCACAUUCAUACCAUUCUCCAGCGCACGCCCCUAGCUCGGAAUUGGAGGAAGACUACGCUCCACCUCCGCCUAUUGCCACUCGUCCUGAACGAACUAAGAGUAUUUAUACAAAGCCUAUCGAAGAACACCAAACCAACAACCACAGUGUGCAUUCGAUUAGCACCCCAACCCACACGCCAAGCCCGGUACAUACUACGCCCACACACAAUGUGACUAGCAAUAACUUGCAACCGACGCCGAUUACCACCGCCCCGGCGACGCCUAUUCUUGACCGAAACAAGAAUCAGGCGACGCCUGAUGUAUCACGUGGCGCUUCAGAGAAACGCAAGAAGAAGCUGUCUGAUGAAGAUAUUCUAGAAAAACUGCGCAGUAUUGUGUCUGUUGGCGAUCCGAACCGUAAGUACAACAAGGUCGACAAGAUCGGGCAGGGCGCUUCCGGCACAGUUUACACCGCCAUGGAAUCUUCAACCGGCGUUGAGGUAGCCAUAAAGCAGAUGAAUCUUUCCCAACAACCCAAGAAGGAGUUGAUAAUCAACGAGAUUCUAGUCAUGCGAGAAAACAAACACGGCAACGUCGUCAACUACCUUGAUAGUUAUCUCGUAAAUGAGGAGCUAUGGGUGGUGAUGGAGUAUUUGCCAGGAGGGUCUCUUACAGACGUUGUCACUGAGACGUGCAUGGAUGAGGGGCAGAUUGCUGCUGUGUGUAGAGAGGUGUUGCAGGCGUUGGAUUUCUUGCAUUCGAAUCAGGUUAUUCAUCGCGACAUCAAAUCGGACAAUAUUUUAUUAGGAUUAGAUGGAUCAGUUAAACUGACGGAUUUUGGCUUUUGUGCUCAAAUAAGUCCAGAACAAUCGAAGCGGACGACAAUGGUAGGCACUCCGUAUUGGAUGGCACCCGAAGUCGUAACUCGAAAGCAGUAUGGUCCUAAGGUCGAUGUAUGGUCGUUGGGUAUAAUGGCCAUCGAAAUGAUCGAGGGCGAGCCGCCCUAUUUGAACGAAAAUCCGUUAAGGGCCUUAUACUUAAUCGCUACGAACGGCAAGCCGGACAUUAAAGAAAAAGAGAAGCUGUCGCCGGCUUUCCAGGACUUUUUGGAUCAAUGUCUAGCGGUGGAGGUGGAAAAACGUGCAUCGGCGAGAGAAUUAUUAAAGCAUCCGUUCUUAAAAAUAUCGAAACCCUUAGCCAGCUUGACCCCCCUGAUUCUGGCGGCCAAAGACGCCGCCAAAGGUCACUAGCAUCGGCCGUCUUCGACAAAGCGUCGUUUCUGAGCGAUGUUUGCCAGAUUGUAAAACAACACUCGUGUAAAUACGGAGAGAACACUAUGAUAAAUCUAAUAGAUUUCUAGAUAGGUAGGAACCAAAAACAAAACUAACUAAAAAAACGUAAAUAUUUAGGCGAGAAUUAUUAUAAAAAUUGACACUAAUUCGACGAUCAAUUAGAAGAUUUUAAUGUUAAACAAAUUUCAAGUUGACAUCAGAUAUUGUUAAUCGUUGGCACGAACAAAAACACGAAACGAGUUGAAGAGUGAUGGACAUAUCAAUUUAGGCAAAAGCAUAUUUUCAAAACAUCAAACUUUUCUUUCGCUAUACGUACAUAUUUGAAUACCAAGCCGGAAAUUUGGAUGCAACGUUCCUAUAUGUAGCGAGACAAGACGAGCUUCAAGAUAAUUUAAUUAUUUAUUGCGUUACCGCGAAAGUAUAACACUACCGAAAACAUAUUCGUGUUUCAGUUUGCGAUUUGUGAUAUAUACGUAUGUAGUAACAUUUUAGCCCAUCAAACAUCCAUCGAACUCAUCGGAAUGGUCAUCAUCUUGUCAUCAUGUUCUCAUCUCAAGUUAUUAAUGUCGGUUUCUACCAAUGAGAGAAAAAAAAAAUAAGCAGAGCUACUGAAAGUAGUGCAAUGUACAUUUAUAGAAUCGAGAACGAAAAUCGACUGAACAAUAAUUAGUGAAACGUAGAGCAAACAAAGAUUAUUACCAAAAAAAAUGUAUAAACUUAUAUUGCUGGCAUGAACAAUUCAAAAAUCGGACGUAGGUGAGUAAGCAAAACUUACAAUAAUUACAUUACUUGCAUUAAUUACACGUGUACAAUACGAUAUUUUUUUAUGUGUACCAUAUGAGAAAUUUGCUAAAUAUGAAUUACAAAUGAAGUUUAUUAAAACGAGUAUAAUAUAGGCGAUAAAACAAAUUAUACAUACAUAUGUGAAGAGAUAGCAUAACGAUUAGCAGUGAUUGUGUUUAUUUUCAAUACUUUCGUGUACUUAGCCGAGCUUUAUCAGAGGCAAACCGAUCCGAAAAUGCUUUUUAUUAUUCUAGACCAAAAUUUAUACAAUGAAUGUCAGCUGUAUUAGUGAGAUCUUAGCUAUUUGCUACACCAAAUAUACAAACAUUUUUAUAUCAGUGAGUACAGAGGGUGGUGGUAAGAAGAGACGGGGGGCAACUGAAUGUGUUAAAAAUAUUAGAAGCUGUCAUAAGCGAAUUCAUCCUGCGUACAUCCAUCAUCAGAUAACAUUACCUAGAAUGGAGCAAUACAAUAUAUAAAUAUAUUCAAUAUGUAUAUCUUUAUUUAAGCGGAAAACGUGCAUUUGGAUAUUAACAUCUUAUUUUAUCGCAAGUAAUCAAACUUUGUUUACGUUCACUACUUGCUACUACUGCUAUAAUUGAUUGAUACGGCGACGACGACGAAAUAUUUUAAAUAUUUUAUUAUUCAUUACAUAGAACACAUAGAGAUUUAAGAUAGAUUCGUUAUAUUUAUGUACGAUUGCUUUGUAGCUUAUUUUAUUAUCUUGGAUUUAUUACCUUUUUGUAUUGAUAUACUUAUUUUGUGAUUAUUGCGUUAUCGUCUUCUGCGUUGCCAUUUAAUGAUUAUAUUGACGAUUUUUUGUAUUACGACACGCGGACAAAAAUGAGAAUGCGCGCAGUGUAAAACGAUUCAAUUUACGAGUCAGCCCGUGUAAAAUUUCGUAUUCGAUCUAAUUACAUUUGAUUAAAAUGGGCUAUGAAAACUGGAGAUUGACUUGUAAAAUAACGGUAUAUACAUAUAAAAUAUUAUUGAAAUAGCUCAUAAAAUUAAUAAUUGAUAGUAUUUUUGCACUAGUAAACAAGAACAAAAAUCUGGACAACAAGAUACUAUUGUAAAAAGAUGUAUUUAUAUUGACCUAUUAUGACUUAUAAACGAAAUGAUAUUGUCAAUGACGAAUGCAAAUCGUGUUUAGGAACUAAACUACUUGCAAAUGUUUAUUGUUUGUAUUCGUGAUUAGUACAAUGCCAUUAAUAAUUUUGUGAUUAAUUAUAUUCGCGCUAUUAUACAUAUUACAUGUUUUUUAAUAGACAAGAAAUGUACUAUUUCUUUCCUAUUUAG